GCGGGCCCCACUGACACAUGACGGCUCGCGAUUAGUUCGUUUUUAAUUUUUUUUUUAAUCAGAUAAAAAACUAAAAAAAAAAGAAUUUAAGCACCCUAUUUGGGUUGCUAGGGUUAAUGGUGCUCUAAGUUCUAACUGCUAGACCAUUGCACGUUUUUUUUAUUGUACAAAAGUUGAAAUAAAACUCUUAAAGAUAUAUAUUAGUUCACCAAAAAAGAAGAUAAGAGACACUUUUUGUAUUUUACAAAAAUUUAAAUUUAAAACUCUUAGAUAUAUAUAUAUAUAUAUAUAUAUAUAUUUUGAACAAAAAUAUAUAUAUCAAAAUAAAAAUAAAUGCAAGAGACUUAACAUUUUUUUUCUUUUUCCUUUUCCACAAAGGAAUUAAAUUCCAUGAACUUAUAUAUCAUCCCACCAUUCUUACCGAAACAAUCUCAUCAAACAAAAAAACGUUUGCCAUUCUAAAACCUUGCGCUCGCUUGACUCUCUACCUCUUCGAUUUUCUACAAGCAAAGCUUUCGUUUGAAAGAGAUUACUUAUCAUGUCUCAGCCAAACCAGAAAAAUAAUAAUUUUAAAGACACGAAGAUCUUCGUUGGAGGUUUAACCUGGAGAACAACAACAGAUGAUUUAAAAAACUUUUUCCAAGUAAGGUUUGGAGAGGUUAUUGAUGCUAAUGUUGUCAGCGAGGGUCUCCCAGGAGGAAAGUUAAGAUCAAAAGGCUAUGGCUUUGUUGUUUUUAGGAAUGCUGAAUCUGCCAAUACAGCUUGUCAACUACCGGGGCCGGUUAUUGAUGGAAGACAAACCAAUGUCAACAUGGCUUACAUUGGUGCGAAGAAUAACACGAACCUGUCUAACCAAAACGGUUUACUAAAUCAGGCUGGACCAUCGCAUCAAUAUCAAAACGGUUUAUUUAAUCAGGCGGCAUCGCAUCAAUAUCAGAUAGCUUCUCACAAUCCAAACCAACAUUUUCCUCAGCCCUACUGGGCUCCAUAUUAUGGACACCGACCUUACAUGUACAACGUUCCAUGCUAUUCUUACCCCACCGCCAUGGUAUCUGUGCAGAUGCAUCAGUAUGUUUUAGCAUAUAGGAUGCAUCGGAACUGGGAACGGCUGAAUAAUCAACCAAGUGUCAAAGUUUCUGCCCCUCCUAAUGCACCAAUAGUUGAGAACAAUGAAGAUGAGGCAGAUACAGAAACAGACAGUGAUCAAGAAGGAGAGAUCAAUGGUGAAGACAAUGACAUCAAUCAAGAUGUAAAUGAUCAAGAGUUAGGAAUUAAUGAAGAAGAUGCAGAUACAGAAGCAGACAGUGAUCAAGAAGGAGAGAUCAGUGCUGGGGAAGACAAUGACAUCGAGCAAGAUGUAAAUGAUCAAGAGUUAGAGAUCAAUGAGGAAGAUGCAGAUGCAGAUACAGAAGCAGAAAGUGAUGAAGGAGAGAUCAGUGCUGGAGAAGACAAUGACAUCAGUCAAGCUGUAAAUGAUCAAGAGUUAGAGAUCAUGAAUGGACAAGAAGAUGGCACCAAGCAAGAAGUAGAUGUAACAAAACAGCUUGGUAAUGGAGUUGAGGUCACACUUCAAUGUGAGAUCGUCUGUGAAGAAGAAGCUGAAAAUACACCCCAAGAAAACGGGAAUGGUCAUGAAGAAAAUGGAGAGCAAGAAGAAGGAGAAAAACAAGAAUACAUUAAGGAGCGAGUAAGAGAAGCGAUAUAAAUAGUUUAAGUCUGCUCGAUCGUAUUUGGAACUAUGAUCAAACUUAAUUAUCUUAUCUAAGCUUAUAUUAAUUUACUUAAUUUAGGACUAACCACUUGUCUUUACAUUUACCGCUUUGUGAAACUUAUAACAAUCUGUUUGUUGGAGCUAGCGAAUUCUAUAUCAUGUGAUCUGUUUGUUGAA
Molecule: messenger RNA, 1888 nt
Organism: Brassica napus (rape)
Lineage: Eukaryota; Viridiplantae; Streptophyta; Magnoliopsida; Brassicales; Brassicaceae
Product: clumping factor B
Exons: 6
Coding region: 539-1705 (388 amino acids)
Molecular function (GO): RNA binding
Source: RefSeq, a predicted model, not a curated record